UUAAUAACUAUAAAAUCAUUGUCAUUGCGCUAUCUUGUGGUUGGUUGGCAAUAUAAACGUUUUGGAAACGCAACCGAAUUACGAGGCAUUCUUAUCACUAAUCGGAAUUUCGGAAAAAUUUAAAAUAGUCUCUUAGCUUUAGUCAUUACUCAUAAGUCACCCAACUUUUGACUUGUAUUAUAGUCGUAUGUAGACAUGUAGCCCUAGACUGUGUGUAAUAGUAUUAUUGUCCUUUAUAGUUUAUACUUAAAAUUUUAUUGUGGCAAUGUUAUUUUGUUGAUAAUUUUCCUGACAAAAUGUUCUUUAUUCAGUGGUAUUGGACCUGUUGUCUUGAAAAGUCUAAAUAUUUCUUUCCAUAAUAAUUGUUCUGUAAAACAAAUGAUUUCUACAACUGUUAACUGCUACCUACCUACAUUGUUUCAAAUGAAUAUGAUUACACAACUUUGAAAUGGAAAUAAAUCAUGAUAAACUUAAUUGUAUUGAUAAAACGUCCAAAAUAAAGUGUUUGUCACCACAUUCAAAGAAGAAGGUGAAUGUGCGCAAAACAACUUAUUGCAGACGGCCCGGAUUAGUUUACAAGAAUCUUAUAAAAAAUCAAAAUACAAUACAAACUAGUCAAUACUUUGAAUCAACAUAUGAUGGUCAAUGGAUUCCACCUAGAUCUCCAUAUACUCUUAUACAGGAAGACUUAUUUCAUAAUCCAUGGCAACUGUUGAUUGCUACUAUAUUUUUAACAAAAGUAACUGCAAAACUUGCGAUUCCAAAAAUUCACGAAUUUUUACUGAAAUGGCCCACACCAGAAGAUGUGAUGAAUGCAGAUCCCCAAGAUUUACUAUUUUCAGUAAAAAAUUUAGGACUAGAAAAUACUCGUGUUAAAACUAUAAAACAAUUUACAGCGGAUUUCUUAUCAAAAAAAUGGAAGUACCCAAUAGAAUUGUAUGGAAUUGGCAAGUACGGUAAUGAUUCAUACAGACUCUUUUGUGUUAAUGAAUGGAGAAUAGUACAGCCUGAUGAUAUACUUUUAUCAAAAUACAAAAACUGGCUAACGUUGAAUGAGAAACAACUUGGAAUUUAAGAUUCUUAUUAUUUUACAAUUUAAUUUUGCUACUCUUAUAGUGUAUAUUGAAAUAUAAAUGUUUUGUUUGUGUAUUUAUAAUAGUCAUUGAAUAAUUUUAUAUAGUUAUUAUAUUUUAUACAUUUUUAAUGAUAUACAGUAAAACCUCAGUCCUCAUUAAUCCGGAUUUUAGGUUAUUUGAAUUAAUGAAAGUCCAGAUUAAACAAAAUAACCAAAAAUCGUAAAUUAUAAAUUUAAAAAAAUUUUACCAUACUAAUUUUAGUCUAAUACAUUUAUCUAACAAUAUUGAACCUGAAAAAUACUAAAUAUUACAUAACUGAAUUUUAACUAUUAAAUAUAUAUACAUAUAGUAUUAAGGUAUACUUUUUAGCACUUUUCUAGUAUAAACUAACGUAAUUUAUGUAUUCUAAACGGUUGUCCUUAUAAAGCAAAGUCCGGAUUAAUGAGGAUUUACUGUAUUUAUCUAUUGAAAAUUUGAUCUCUUUAAUAUGGUACUGUGUUAAUCUUUAAUCUGUAUAACAGAAUUUAUGUGGUCAAUAUUUUUUACAUAUAUAAUUUUACAAAACA
Aphis gossypii (cotton aphid) is the source of this 1642-nucleotide messenger RNA. RefSeq names its product methyl-CpG-binding domain protein 4-like. The record is from RefSeq and is a predicted model, not a curated record. Gene Ontology annotation, biological process: base-excision repair. Bases 449 to 1075 code for a protein of 208 amino acids. Gene Ontology annotation, cellular component: nucleus. NCBI's taxonomy places the organism in Eukaryota, Metazoa, Arthropoda, Insecta, Hemiptera, Aphididae. Gene Ontology annotation, molecular function: catalytic activity; DNA binding. The transcript has 5 exons.